This is a messenger RNA of Spea bombifrons (plains spadefoot toad), 918 nucleotides long. RefSeq lists its product as uncharacterized. Lineage: Eukaryota; Metazoa; Chordata; Amphibia; Anura; Pelobatidae. Bases 87 to 836 code for a protein of 249 amino acids. The record is from RefSeq and is a predicted model, not a curated record. The transcript is spliced from 5 exons.
AUCAAACUCUCAAAGACUGAAGACUAGUCAAUUACAAUUAACAUGAGGAUUUUUUAUUGUAAGAGUAUUCUUGAAUAGACAGUAAGAUGUGUGCCAACGUUGAACUUCAUACCAAAAAUGAGCAUCGUUACUUGUUUGCAAGACAAUUGCAAUUUACUGCAAAUGAAAAUUUGGCAGUUGAAAGAAGUGACCAUUUUGUGAAACCAAGAUUCAUGCCGGAGCAAGACAUCUGGAAGAAACGGCCUCCAGACUUCAGUGUCAAGCUAUACAAAUCUUUACAUUUGCCAAGAAAAUUGGUAGAAGUAGAUAAAAGGGGCAAAAAACACACAAACAAAAUGGAAGCACCUAAGCAAGGGAACAGUCUACAAGUGAUACCGGAUGACCAGCUUCCUAAUAUAAUGAGAAAAGAGAAGUUCCCAAAAUUCCAAACAAAAUUUAAACAUGUCGGACAAUUCGAGGACGCCUUGAUGGUUGUUAAAAAUGGCCAAUACCCUAAAGACAAAUACAAAGACCCAAAGCUUCACGAUUUUAGACAGUAUGAAACGGGCAUUCCUGAUUUCAAUACAAGUUAUUCUCGCGAUCCGUUCAACAUCAAACUCAAGUCUCAAAAUGUAAGCUUUGUUUAUGGACACUUACCAGAAAAGAUGACUAAAUCAUAUGCUAAUAAUUUUAAAACUCAUAAACCUUCUGAUCCUACAUGGGAUUCAACUCUAAUUCUUCCGAAGAUUCCUUGGCCACCUAAAUCUGCAUCAUUUACGAAACAUAGAAGACGACGUGGUGUGUACACUGCAUUCAUGGAUCGUGUUGAAGAGAAGUUUACAGCAGGACAACAAUAAAUGUAUAAUUAAGUUGACAACUGUACAAAGCAUGGUUGUGUAUCUGUGUAAGAAUAUUGUCUGGUUCAAUAACAACAAUAAA